AUGUGUCUCGACGGCAACAGUGCGGAGCUCUCCGUUCACUACGUCAACUCCCAGCUCCAGGCUUUCUGGGAGAAUGCCGCAAAGUGUGCAGCGCAUACCGUCAAGCUUGAUUUCAAGUCCUCCGCGUACGAGAAGAGCAGACGAACUCGGGCGCUACGGGAAUAUCACUAUCUGACUCGCAAGUCGAAGCCUGGUUUACUCGAGCAGGACCUGUUCUUCUCCGCAAAAUUUGGGCGACCGGAACUCAAGUUCAUUUGCAACCAUUCUGUUUUUCUUUGUUUGAUGAUAGAGUCGGGGCAUCUGAAUCUCGAUAUCAAGGACGCUGUGAAACCUGGAAACAAGGCGAGACCCGACUGCAAUCGUGACAUUGAAUCCCUGGAGUUGGUGUUCCACGUACCCAUCAUCCGUACCAGCAUCAGAGGUCAGGAUAGCAGGAUUGGAAAUGAGUCAGCCGAGCAUCUGGUUCAGAUGCAGAUUCUCAAGUUGGAGGAGGCUAAGCUCAUAGUGCUAAAUCCCGACUCCAGCUUGGGUCCGGAGGUCAAGGACGCUUUGAAGUUCUACAUGGAUCAGUAUCUGAACUUCCUCAAAAUGUCUGGAAGCCACAUCCUCUUCGACCUCUCUGACUUCGACAGCGAUCUGGAUCGCUCCAAGUCUAACUACUCCCUCAUUCGCACACGGGAGGUCGACGUUCUUUUACAUAACAUCUAUGAAGAUCUCCGACUCUUGAACAAGUUCGGCUGCGAUGUCCUCGCUCAAUUCUACAAGGCACAAUGGAUGGCUGCGUCCGCGCUUCGCAAUGCCGCGAAUUGGGGCAACCUCAAGAUGUGUCUGGGAACCAUCUGUAGCGACUGGAUCGUUGGCUCCGAGGUUGAGUCCCACUUUUUCAUUAACUUCGACACCCCUACCGUGCAGGUGCUCUGCCCGCAUGAGGUCAUUCUCAAAUUUCAUCUCAGAGACCUGGCGUUCUUCAAGCACGCUCACAUUGACGCAAAGCAAGUCCAUUCAUGUGAUUUGGAGCUCCACGACUGGACAAUCGCAUUCAUUGUAAAUGUCUUCGAGAAUGACUCAGGGAUGAUACAGCUAGAUUUCGAGACCGCGCGUUUCUCGCGUAAUGACUCGUUCUUUGGUGUUGACGUCGACACUGUCGUGGAGGAGUAUAUUCAGCUUAUGAUCAAUUUCUUCACCAUCGACUACCUCGAUAUCCUCGUCAGCCACUCGUUCCACCUCUGCCUUGGAGCCAGCGGCGGCCUCGAGGCCAAGGAGCACCGCAAUGUGGACUGGACCAGCGCAAGCGAGGGCGAGUCGGAGGAGUUCUACCGCCAGCGUGGUCAGGCGAUGCUCUGGAUGGAGCGGAUUCAGCGCCUGGACAUGCAGAGCGGUUUCGACGAGGUCAUCGUUCUCUCUGAGACGACGAUCAACCGUGUGCUCGAAAGCAGGCUCAAAGUCAUUUCGUGCUUCCGUGGCAAGGACGAUCUCUUCCGGCUGGAUAUUUUAGGCCUCAAGGUCCGCCUCCUCAGCAACGGAAAGGCCGUUCUGUAUGUUCAGACCGAGGGUCACAUUACUGUCAAGAAGAAGGCGGCACAGCGAAAGUUCUGGAUCCCAUACGUUUGGGAGCCGGUUUCCGGUGCUGACGAUUGCAGAGAAUGCGCGUUCGAGACUCUCACCCUCGCGUACGAGGUGGAUCUCCAGCUCGUGGAACAGGAGAGCUUGAAGGUCGAUAAGUCUGUCGUUGAGUACUUGGAGAAGACGGGCCCUCGCACCACUUACGCAAAGGCUACAACGGAGAUCACGAGCUCUCACAGUAGACUCAAACAUCUCAUUCUCGACUUCGCAAAUGCGCGGUACAUUGAGAAACUCUCGGAUGUUGAGGGCCUGGAAUGCGAUGAAAACUUUGUUGACAGCCUGAAAACGGUCCGGACCUACAUUCUCAAGUACUUUGAAUCUCUCGUCAGCUAUGGUCACAGCAUCCUCCACACCGUCAUGAUGGCCACGAGCCGAAGUCCUGGCGACGCGGAGAACCUGUUCGCCUUCACCGACGUUGACUUCAAGGUUCUCACGAAGCGCCGGGUCGCACUGUCGACCUCGCUUCGUGGCAGAGAGACCGUCGAGGCACCGAUCGUCAUGAUCUAUGGGAUGUGCACCGGCAACCCCAUGCCUGCACUCGGCGAUACCUGGGCCCUUGGCUGGCUGCCGGUUGGAAAGCGCUCCGUCGGGACGCUCGUACUCUCAAAGCGCGUCUUCUUCGAGCGCUGCAUCCUACACCAUCUCCAGGCCAUCAACGCGCGCACGACCCUUGUACCACAGACGGUCGAUGUCAUCGACGGCCAGUGGCAUAUCAGCCUCACAACCUGGGAGAAGCGCGAGGAACGCCUACGGUUGUCGCGUGGAUGCCAGUGGACCCCGGUCGCGAGCAAGGAACCGAACUGCCUGACAUACGAGUGGCACGACCGGGACGAGUGGAAGCGCAAGCACGAAGGUGAUGCUCUGGACAAGGCUAACGGAGAGUAUGCUCUAGAGUGUUCUACUCGCAACAUCGUGCGCUUACCUACGGCCUACAAUUCCUCUGGCAUGGUGAUCAAGAUCGAGGGAAGCUCUUCCAUCCGUGUCAAUGGCAAGAACGGUGGGCAGAGCUGGAAGAACAAGACUGUCUACUCGUGGUCUGCAACCGUCGCGCUCGACACCAGCUCAGGUGCUCUCCAAGUCCGCUUCUCCCACGAGCAGCCCGUCCUAUCGCACGACCGCAAAGAGUGCUCUGGACACUGCCCCUUCGACAUCGCCGAGUUGCACAAAGAGAGCUUCUCUCUGGACAUAGAGGCGUUCAAGACAUUCAUGCCUGCGCUCAGACAGGCCCUGGAGCAGAGCUGGGACUACUGCACCAUGGGUAUCCAGCAAGUCACACUCCGUGAUCCCGUCUUCACGAGGAAGUGCGACUUCGUCUGCGAGCUUGGCCUCUAUGCCGGUAAGUGCCAUGUCAUCGCUGAUGAAAACCUGAUCGAUGUAAUGCUACCGGCAGAUCCAAGCCCUCCAGUGAUGCUCAACUCCGACGCUUGGAAGAAACACACCGAAAUUGUUUGCGGGUAUAAAUGUACGUGUUACAUUCGUCUUCUCUUCACCGUCUACUCACAAGUCUGCCUUAGCCGCGCCCUCCAGUUCUGCCCGGAACGGCAAAUCAGUCAGCCUGAGCAUCAUUAG
Messenger RNA from Phanerochaete carnosa HHB-10118-sp, 3192 nucleotides. RefSeq lists its product as uncharacterized. The transcript is spliced from 9 exons. The coding region runs from base 1 to 3192 and encodes 1063 amino acids. The record is from RefSeq and is a predicted model, not a curated record. NCBI's taxonomy places the organism in Eukaryota, Fungi, Basidiomycota, Agaricomycetes, Polyporales, Phanerochaetaceae.